Messenger RNA from Tribolium madens (black flour beetle), 1155 nucleotides. Its product is annotated as large neutral amino acids transporter small subunit 2-like. NCBI's taxonomy places the organism in Eukaryota, Metazoa, Arthropoda, Insecta, Coleoptera, Tenebrionidae. Gene Ontology annotation, biological process: amino acid transmembrane transport. The coding region runs from base 39 to 1070 and encodes 343 amino acids. Gene Ontology annotation, cellular component: membrane. The record is from RefSeq and is a predicted model, not a curated record. The transcript has 6 exons. Gene Ontology annotation, molecular function: L-amino acid transmembrane transporter activity.
CAGGAAUUUCCACAACUGUUACAAAUCCAGAAGGGAUAAUGAAAUUGGAAUCCAAAAACAUCUCAGAGAGUCUUCUGACGGCAGUUAAUUGUCUCAGCGUCAGAUGGGCUAUGCGAAUACAAAGCGUCUUUACUGCAGCUAAGCUAUUAGCUCUGAUUGUAAUCAUUCUCACAGGACUUUACGAUGUAGCAAUUAAUAACCACACUGAGAAUUUCGAAAAUGCAUUUGAGGGAAAUUACGAAAUUUCUCAACUUGCACUGGGAUUCUACUCGGGACUGUUCGCUUUUGGAGGCUGGAAUUUCCUCAAUUUUGUAACGGAAGAACUCCAAGACCCUUACAAGAACCUUCCUCGUGCCAUCUGGAUCGCCCUCCCAAUGGUGACCGGCGUUUACGUCCUUGCAAACGUUGCCUAUUUCACCGUUUUAUCAGGAGUGGAAAUUGAAAGUUCACCAGCUGUUGCUGUCUCUUUCGGCAUCAAAAUGUUCGGUUCUUUCCAUUGGCUAGUCCCAAUUUUCGUCGCCUUGUCUACUUUCGGUGGUGUUAAUGGCAUUCUUUUUACUUCUUCGCGAUUAUUUCUAACAGGAUCUCAAGAAGGACAUCUCCCCGAUUUGUUUUCCUUCAUUCACGUUAAACGGAUGACGCCUAUACCAUCACUGAUAUUUACAUGUGUCACCUCUUUAGCAAUGCUUUUAGUCAGUGAUGUCUUCGUUUUGAUAAAUUACUACGGACAAAUACUAUGGUUUUCCGUUGCGGCCAGCAUUGCGGGAAUGUUAUGGCUGAGAUACAAGCAACCCGAUAUGCCAAGGCCGAUUAAAGUGAAUAUGAGUAUUCCAAUUAUAUUUUUGUUCUGUUGCGCGUUUCUUGUGAUAUUUCCUAUUCCCUCGCAGCCGUGGAAUACAGUAAUUGGUGUUGUUAUUACUUUAUCAGGUAUACCAGUGUAUUAUUUAUGUGUGAAGUGGAGAAAUAAACCGGAAAAAUUCAACCGAGCAUCUCGAAGAUUGACGGAAAUACUCCAGAGUAUUAUGAACGUGAUAUCACCACAAGCGGAACAAACAUUGUCCCAUUCUUAAUUUAUUUUAAAUUUUUUAGGUUUAUUUACAAAAAUUAUAAUUUUUUACAAGUGUUUUAUUUGAAAAAUAUACUUGUAUGGCAGUA